CGCCUUCAGUCCUUCAGAAUUCACAAUGGCCAAAUCGUCAAGGCGAUCGAACGACGGGGCGAACUCGACCAAUGCGAGCCGCGCUUCAAGCCACGCGCGAUCAGCGGCAGGAGCAGGAGCAGGAGCAUCGUCGUCGCCCUCAUCCUCUUCGUCAGGAGCGUCAGGAGCGUCAGGACGAGUAGGCGCAGGAUCAGGAACACGGGUGGCGGCGACGACCAAGCCAGCCAAGACAGUCGCCGCCGCCAAGCAGGACUCGGCACCAGCACGACUCGCUCACCGGCGCAAGGGCGCUGCUGCAGUCACCUCAAGCGACGACGAUGACGAGGACUUGGAGGACCGCGAUGAUGACGAGGACGAGGACGAGGACGAGGAGGACGACGAGCGCGCGUACGAGCUGCCGAGCGUCGUUGCAAGCUCACAACGCCUGGAGCAGCUCUCAAGGACGCUGCACCAUCUGAAAGAGUCCUCAGACCAGCAUCUCGCGGGUUCGUGGCGUCACCACUCGUGGGCACACAUGCUGGGCAUGCUCGUCCUGGUCAUUGUUGUUGCGUGUGUGAUUGCAGGGAUUCUCGACUUUAUGGAUGCAGAUCUCAGCGCUCUGAACAGCUGAGAGAGCAGUAUUAUUUGCGCGGGAGCAGCAUCAGCAGCUGUUCUUGUUGUUGUUGCUGUAACGCACUGGCUCUGGAUGUGGAUGGAGAGGUUGGGGGGAAUGUCUGUGUGUGAGCGAUGUCAAAGUCGCUUCGCAGUGAUUCAAAAUUGGUUAAUGCUCAUGUUGCGGUGUUCAUGUGUUGUUAUUUCUUAUUUUUCUUUUUCGAACAUGUUGAUUGUUGGUAUGAUGAAUCUGGUACAGUCUCU
Messenger RNA from Capsaspora owczarzaki ATCC 30864, 855 nucleotides. RefSeq lists its product as hypothetical. The transcript is spliced from 2 exons. Lineage: Eukaryota; Filasterea; Ministeriida; Capsasporidae. The coding region runs from base 26 to 610 and encodes 194 amino acids. The record is from RefSeq and is a predicted model, not a curated record.